Messenger RNA from Racocetra persica, 217 nucleotides. Lineage: Eukaryota; Fungi; Glomeromycota; Glomeromycetes; Diversisporales; Gigasporaceae. The record is from the annotation of a GenBank genome assembly.
AUGUGGUUAAAAGGAUACUGGAAGUUUCAGCAAAAAUUAAGAUACAAUUUUGAUGCCGAAAAAAGAGCUGAUUCUGUACCAAUUGACAAUUGCCUUUAUGUCCGCUCAUAUUGUGAUGAUGUCUGUCGCAACUGUGAUAGAUUUGAUUGGCACUGGAGCACUUUUGGUCUCGUAUAUGAUAAUUCCUUUCCCGAUUAUAUGUUUUCUGAUUGUAGGG